Messenger RNA from Eutrema salsugineum, 7731 nucleotides. Its product is annotated as BEACH domain-containing protein C1. The record is from RefSeq and is a predicted model, not a curated record. Gene Ontology annotation, molecular function: protein binding. The transcript is spliced from 30 exons. Lineage: Eukaryota; Viridiplantae; Streptophyta; Magnoliopsida; Brassicales; Brassicaceae. Bases 16 to 7731 code for a protein of 2571 amino acids.
UCCAAGGAGGCCAAUAUGGUGUGGGAUGCAACAGUUUUGUUUCACUGUAUUGAACAUUUAGCUGGACACUCCCUUAGUGUUGAAGAUUUGCAUAGAUGGCUUCAGGUUAUUACAAAGUCUCUUCCAACAGUAUGGUCAAGUCCGUUGAUGGAUGCUUUGGAGAAGGCAAUGAAUGGGAAGGAAUCAAGAGGACCUGCAUGUAGUUUUGAAUUCGUUGGUGAAAGCUCAGGCUUGCUUGGUCCAGGAGAGAGUCGUUGGCCUUUUACAAAUGGCUAUGCAUUUGCAACUUGGAUUUAUAUUGAGUCAUUUACGGACACAUUAAAUGCUUCAACCGCUGCAGCCGCAAUUGCUGCUGCUUCAGCGGCCAAAUCAGGAAAAACGUCUGCGAAUGUACAUGCUGGUGAGGAUACUGCUCAUAUGCCACGUCUGUUCAGUUUCAUGACCACUGAUAAUCAUGGUAUUGAAGCGUUUUUCUACGCACAGUUUCUGGUGGUUGAGUGUAGUAAUGGGAAAGGAAGUAAAGCUUCACUGCAUUUCACUCAUGCAUUUAAGCCUCAGUGUUGGUACUUUAUUGGCCUUGAGCACACUUGCAAUCAAGGACUCUUAGGGAAUUCAGAGAGUGAAUUGCGGCUAUAUGUUGAUGGAUCUUUGUAUGAAACUCGUCCGUUUGAAUUCCCCCGUAUAUCAAAGCCGAUUUCUUUCUGUUGCAUUGGCUCAAAUCCUCCUCCUGCAGCUACUGGUCUACAACACCGUCGUCGUCAGUGUGCUUUGUUUGCUGAGAUGGGACCAGUUUAUAUAUUUAAAGAACCGAUUGGUCUUGAAAGAAUGACAAGAUUGGCAUCUAGAGGUGGGGAUGUUUUGCCUUGUUUUGGCAAUGGGGCUGGUCUUCCGUGGUUAGCUACAAAUGACCAUGUACGUAAUGGGGCAGAGGAAAGUAGUCUUUUGGAUGCAGAACUUGGAGUAUACAUUCAUCUACUUUACCACCCAUGUCUACUAAGUGGGCGGUUUUGUCCAGAUGCUUCUUUUUCCGGAGCAACAGGCACUCUAAGACGACCAGCUGAGGUAAUUGGACAAGUCCAUGUUGCAACGAGAAUAAAGUCAGUGGAGUCCUUUUGGGCCUUGGCUCAUGGAGGACCCAUGUCUUUGCUUCCUCUAACCGUAAGCAGUGUGCAUAAAGAUAGUCUGGAGCCAUCCUCCAGAAAUCUUCCAUUGUCUUUGACAACAUAUUCUCUUGCUGCACCUAUCUUUAGAAUGAUCUCAGUUGCUAUUCAACAUCCUGGGAACAAUGAAGAGUUGUCUCGUAUUCGAGGGCCUGAAAUUCUUGCCACAAUUCUGAGUUAUCUUGUUAACUCACUUGCAUCCCCUGAUCUCAAGCAUGAUGGAGUAGAAGAUGAGGAACUAGUAGCUGCUAUUUUUUCGGUUUGUCAGUCUCAAAAGAUCAAUCACUCCCUGAAAGUGCAGCUCUUCCGUACAUUGUUAUUGGAUCUCAAGAUAUGGAGUGUGUGCAGUUACAGACUUCAAAAGAAGCUGUUAUCAUCCCUUCAAGAUAUGGUUUUCACUGAAGCUACAGCUAUGAGGAACGCUGAUGCUAUUCAGAUACUUCUAGAUGGAUGUCGGAGAUGUUAUUGGAUGAUUCAAGAGAAAGACUCUGUGCACACUUUUUCACUAGAUGGGAAUGCACGUCAAAUGGGGGAAAUUAAUGCCUUGGUUGAUGAACUUUUGGUGAUUAUUGAACUUCUAAUGGGAGCAGCAUCUCCUUCGUUUGCUGCUGAUGAUGUUCAUCGAUUACUUGGCUUCAUAAUUGACAGUCCACAACCAAAUCAGGUUGUAAGGGUAUUGCAUCUCAUGUUUAGGUUGGUUGUACAGCCAAAUGCUGCAAAGGCUCAAACAUUUGCAGAGGCGUUUAUCACAACUGGUGGGAUAGAAACACUUCUUGUUCUGCUGCAGAGAGAAGCUAAAAAGGGUGAUGAAAAUGUCGCAGAAUCUGUGGCUAAGGCUGAAACAAUCGAGACUCGUUUGUUAAAGCAUUUGGAUUCAGCUUUACAAGAUAAUGAGGGUGACCCCGAUGCUCAUGAUGAUAAUGUAGUAUCUUUAAAGGAAACUGAGCCAGUUCAAGAUGUUGACAGAACAUCCUCUGUUUGUGAAACUCUAUUCAUUAAUAACGCAAUAAAUACUGCAAGAAACAAUGUAGACGAUAGAGAUCGCGUCAUGGUUGGGAUCAUUAGAUUGAUUGGUGCAUUAAUCUCAAAAGGGCACUUAAAAGUUUCCCUUGGUGCCGAGUCUGAUGUUAUGAGUAACCUCAUGAGUAGUGGGCUUCACGAAAAUGGUGGAACGAUGUUUGAUGAUAAAGUGGCGUUGCUUCUAUUUGCUCUGCUGAAAGCAUUUCAGGCAGCUCCAAACAGGCUGAUGACCGACAAUGUCUACAUAACUUUGCUUGGGGCUUCGAUUAAUGCUUCAUCAAGUGAGGAUGGGCUGAACUUUUAUGAUUCAGGUCAUCGCUUUGAACACCCUCAGCUUCUGUUAAUCCUCCUGCGUUCUCUACCAUUUGCAUCUAAGACUCUACAAAAUCGAGCACUUCAGGAUCUUCUAUUUUUGGCUUGUAGUCAUCCGGAAAAUAGGAGUAAUCUGACAAAAAUGGAAGAAUGGCCUGAGUGGAUCUUGGAGAUUUUGAUCUCAAACUACGAGAGGGAUGCAAGGAAACAGUCUGCUGAGGUUGAAGACCUGAUUCAUAACUUUUUGAUCAUAAUGUUGGAACAUUCGAUGCGCCAGAAGGAUGGCUGGAAGGAUAUUGAGGCUACUAUUCAUUGUGCAGAAUGGCUCUCUAUUGUUGGUGGGUCGAGCACUGGGGAGAAAAGAAUUAGGCGUGAGGAAUCACUGCCAGUUUUUAAAAGAAGGCUUCUGGGUGGAUUGCUAGACUUUGCUGCCAGAGAACUACAAGCUCAGACUCAAGUUAUCGCUGCAGCAUCUGCUGGUCUCGCGGCAGAGAGUCUAGCACCAGAAGAUGCAAAGGCUGGAGUAGAAAAUGCUGCUCAACUUUCAGUGUUUCUUGUGGAAAAUACAAUUGUGAUAUUGAUGCUUGUCGAAGAUCAUUUGCGACUACAAAGCAAGCAAAACUGUGCUGCAAGCGCAAUUGAUGUUUCUCCAUCUCCUCUUUCUCUUGUUUAUCCCACUAACAACCGUUCACGAACAUUGGCAACGGUAGGAGAAUCAUCAGAGGUUUCUAGUAGCCGUGCUUCAGUGUCCAGUGAUUCAGGAGGUGUCCAUUUAGAUAUACUUGCAUCAAUGGCUGAUGCAAGUGGCCAGAUUUCUACAGCCGUAAUGGAGCGUCUUGCUGCUGCUGCUGCAGCUGAGCCUUAUGAAUCUGUUUCAUGCGCUUUUGUCUCAUAUGGAAGCUGUACUAUGGAUUUGGCUGAGGGUUGGAAGUACAGAAGUCGACUGUGGUAUGGUGUUGGGCUUCCUUCUAACACCACUUGUUUUGGUGGUGGUGGAAGUGGUUGGGACUCUUGGAAAUCUGUUUUACAAAAAGAUGCUGAAGGAAAAUGGAUCGAACUUCAUUUGGUUAAAAAAUCAGUGUCAAUGCUUCAAGCGUUGCUGCUAGAUGAGUCCGGACUUGGAGGUGGCCUUGGGAUUGGUGGAGGAUCUGGUACUGGCAUGGGAGGGAUGGCAGCUCUCUACCAGUUGCUGGAUAGUGAUCAGCCUUUCUUAUGCAUGCUUCGAAUGGUGCUCUUGUCUUUGAGGGAAGAAGACCAUGGUGAAGAUAGUUUGUUGAUGAAAAAUCUAAGUUCUGAAGAUGGUUUUUCUGGUGGACUGCAGUGCUCCUUAGGGAACCCUGUCUCAUUAGAUGUCAGUUCUCAGAUGUCUAUGCGACAGUCACCAUCAGCUUUAUUGUGGAGUGUGCUCUCUCCUAUUCUAAACAUGCCAAUAUCUGAUUCAAAGAGGCAGAGAGUAUUGGUUACUACAUGUGUUCUAUAUUCUGAGGUAUGGCAUGCGGUAAGCAGAGACAAAAGACCACUGCGUAAGCAGUAUCUAGAGGCUAUCUUACCACCAUUUGUUGCAAUUCUCCGGAGAUGGCGACCUCUUUUGGCUGGCAUUCAUGAGCUUGCCACUGGUGAUGGUUUGAAUCCUCUUGUCGUUGAUGAUCGUGCUUUGGCUGCUGAUACACUCCCCAUUGAGGCAGCUCUUUCUAUGAUAUCUCCGGAGUGGGCAGCUGCUUUUGCAUCGCCUCCUUCUGCAAUGGCACUGGCGAUGAUAGCCGCAGGUGCAGCUGGUUGGGAAGCACCAACACCUCCAGCACCUCCACCACCUCUUAAGCGAGACACUUCAUUGCUUGAGCGUAAGACUACAAAACUUCAGACCUUUUCCAGUUUCCAGAAACCCUUGGAGGCUCCAAACGAUGAUACACCAGGUCGACCAAGAGACAAGGCUACCGCAAAAGCCGCAGCUCUGGCAGCUGCACGUGAUCUUGAAAGGAAUGCCAAGAUUGGUUCUGGGAGAGGUCUAAGUGCUGUUGCAAUGGCCACCUCUGCACAGAGGAGAAACAUCACUGAUAUGGAGCGUUUACAGAGAUGGAACAUCUCUGAAGCUAUGGGAGUGGCAUGGAUGGAAUGUCUCCAGCCAGUUGAUACAAAGUCAGUUUAUGGGAAAGAUUUUAACGCUUUGUCCUACAAAUUCAUUGCUGUACUUGUUGCAAGCUUUGCCUUGGCACGUAACAUGCAGAGAUCUGAGAUUGACAGGCGUAUACGAGAUGAUAAUAUAGUGAGAAAUCGCUUAUGCAUGGGAAUUCGUGGUUGGCGUAAACUCAUACGUUACUUGGUAGAGAUUAGAUGCUUCUUUGGUCCCUUUGGAGACCAUUUAAGCAGUCCCAAACACGUCUUCUGGAAACUGGAUUCUACGGAAAGUUCUUCCAGGAUGAGACCGUGUUUAAGGAGGAAUUAUUCUGGUACUGAUCAUGUUGAGGCAGCGGGAAAAUAUGAUGAUCAGGAUAACUUAGGUUCUCCAUCAAAGGCACCUCUUCUUGCAGCUGAAGCUUUAUCAAAGGAAAUAAUAAUGUAUGAAGAUGAUGAACAUGGAGAUGAUGAUGAUCUUGAAACAGAAGGUAACGUUGGAGAACACAAAGGGAAAAAUGUAGAGAGGAUGUCUGGCUCACUUGAGGAUGCAAUACAAUUUUCAACUGGAAUCAGCGAUCCUCGACCGUUGAGUGACCAGGAUGUGGUUCAAAAUUCUACACAAGUACUUGAUGAAAGGGUUGUUCUUGAAGUUUCCUCUUCUAUGGUCCGGCCACUAAAGAUUGUGAAAGGAACCUUUCAGAUUACAACACGGAGAAUAAAUUUUAUUGUUGACAGCAGAGAAGGCCAACAUGUGGAUGGUAAGUCAGAUGGUUCAGAAACAGGAGACCAAGAGAGAGAUCGUAGUUGGCUAAUGUCUUCUCUUCAUCAGAUUUAUAGCCGACGAUAUCUACUGAGAAAGAGUGCUCUGGAUAUAUUUAUGGUCGAUCGAUCAAACUACUUCUUUGAUUUUGGGAACACUGAGGGACGAAGAGAUGCGUAUCGGACUAUUGUUCAAGCAAGGCCUCCUCAUUUAAACAAUAUUUAUCUGGCAACUCAGAGACCAGAACAGCUUUUGAGAAGAAGUCAGUUAAUGGAACGCUGGGCUAGAUGGGAGAUUAGCAAUUUUGAGUACUUGAUGCAGCUCAACACAUUGGCUGGGCGUAGUUAUAAUGACAUCACUCAGUAUCCUGUUUUCCCUUGGAUUCUGUCAGACUAUGUAUCAGAAGUUCUGGACGUUUCAAAUCCAUCUAACUACAGAGAUCUCUCCAAGCCAAUUGGUGCACUGAACCCAGAGCGGCUGAAAAAAUUCCAAGAAAAGUAUUCUAACUUCGAAGAUCCAAUUAUCCCCAAAUUCCACUAUGGUUCACAUUACUCAAGUGUUGGAGCAGUGUUGCACUAUCUAGCUAGAGUCGAACCUUUUACAACCCUUUCAAUUCAACUGCAAGGUGGAAAGUUCGAUCGAGCAAACCACAUGUUUUCAGACAUUGCAGCCACUUGGAAAGAAGUCCUCCAUGACAUGAGUAAUGUGAAGGAGUUGGUUCCAGAGUUGUUUUACCUUCCUGAGGUGUUGACCAACGAGAACUUGAUCAACUUUGAUUCUGUAAAACUUCCUCCUUGGGCUAAAAGCCCGAUCGAUUUUGUACAUAAGCAACGCAUGGCUCUUGAGAGCGAGCAUGUUUCUGCACAUUUGCAUGAAUGGAUUGAUCUCAUUUUCGGGUAUAAGCAACGUGGUGAGGAAGCUAUACUGGCAAAUAAUGUUUUCUUCUACACUACAUACGAGGGUACUGUUGAUAUUGAUAAGAUCACAGAUCCUGUACGACAGCGAGCUACUCAGGACCAGAUAGCUUAUUUUGGGCAAACCCCAUCCCAGCUAUUGACUGUGCCUCACAUCAAAAGAUUGCCUCUGAAAGAUGUCCUUCAUAUGCAGACCAUCUUUCGGAAUCCAAAAGCGAUAAAACCGUAUCCUGUUCAGGCUCCAGAACACUGCAACUUACCUGCUGCAGCCAUCAAGGCAUCUUCUGAUAGCGUUGUGAUUGUUGACAUGAAUGUGCCUGCAGCACAUAUUGCACAUCACAAGUGGCAACCAAACACUCCUGAUGGCCACAACGCUCCUUUCAUCUUUCAUCACGGGAAGGCGGCUUCAAGUGGUGGAACAUUGAUACGCAUGUUCAAGGGUGAUUGGGAAUAUCCCCAAGCACAAGCAUUUGCCUCAUCAGGAAUCACAAGUUCAUCGGUCACUGCUAUUACAAGCGACGGAGAAAUUAUCACCGGUGGACAUGUGGAUAAUAGCAUCAAGCUAGUCUCAUCAGAUGGAGCCAAAACACUAGAAACAGCUUUUGGUCACUGUGCUCCUGUAACAUGUCUUGCUCUGUCUCCAGACAGCAACUUCCUUGUGACAGGUUCACGAGAUACAACUGUGUUGCUGUGGAGAUUCCACAAGGGAUUCACUUCUCAGGCAAGCGAGUCUGAGCAGACAAAAAGCUCUGAGACACUUUCCUCCGCAAGCAACACCUUGGCGAAUAAAAGGCGGCGCAUUGAAGGGCCCAUACAAGUGCUCCAUGGCCACCUAAGAGAAAUAGUCUGUUGCUGUGUUAGCUCAGAUCAAGGAAUCGUCGUUUCUUCCUCUGAGUCAUCAGAUGUUCUAUUGCAUUCCAUAAGAAAAGGUCGACUAAUAAGACGGCUUGUUGGCGUCAAGGCCCAUGCUCUCUGCAUAUCUUGUGAUGGAGUUGUGGUGGUCUGGAGUAGAUCUGAAAAUUCUAUCAGCACGUUCACCAUUAAUGGGAUUCUCAUUUCCAAAGCGAAACUUCCUUCCUCUUGUACAAUAAGUUGCAUGGAACUAUCCAUGGAUGGCCAAAGUGUUGUGAUUGGUGUGAACUCGUUUUCCGGCAUUGAUGAAGAAGAUUCAUCAAGUGGAGGCAAGGCAAUUGAAAGAUUGGAUAUCCCAUCUCCUUCAAUUUGCUUCCUCAACUUACACACUCUUAAGGUAUUCCAUGUCAUGAAGCUUGGUGAAGGGCAGGAUAUAACCAGUAUGGCUCUGAACACAGACAACACUAACCUCUUAGUUUCCACAGUAGAUAAGCAAUUGAUAAUCUUCACCAAUCCACAUUUAAGCUCGAAGGUGGUGGAUCAGACGCUAAAGCUUGUUGGCUCUGAGCGAAAGUUGGAUUCGACAAACAGAAACUAA